CUGUGUUGAUGAGCUCAGUGAAUUUUCUCCUAGACAAGCAUCAUCAUGAGCAGUCAGAAACAAUUAUAAGAUUGCUUAGUGGACUUGGAAUCAGAAUGGGGAAAGCAGUUACCUUCAAUAAUGCUAUACCUGCCACACGGAGUGACUCAUGGCCAGGGAAUGUCAUUCAUGUAAUAGAUGCUCACUCAUUGUCUUCAACUGUUGUGAAGCAAAUCACUGUAGAUAUGGACAAAGAAGAAAGGAAGACUAUCAACCAGGGUCAAGAAGAUGAAAUGGAGAUUUAUGGCUAUAAUUUGUGUCGCUGGAAGCUUGCCAUAGUUUCUGUAGGAGUGGUUUGCACUGGUGGCUUUCUCCUCCUCCUCCUCUAUUGGAUGCCUGAGUGGCGGGUGAAGGCGACCUGUAUUAGAGCUGCAAUUAAAGACUGUGAAGUGGUGUUGCUGAGGACUACUGAUGAAUUCAGAAUGUGGUUUUGUGCAAAAAUUCGCUUGCUUUCUCUGAAAACUCAUCCAUUUUUGAGUCCAAAAUCUGUGGCUGAUAAGGUUUCAAAUGGCCAUGCUGUUCUUUUAACUGAAAAUCUGGCUGAAGAGAACGGUCUUGAGAUAAGUAAAUAUUCACAGACGCAACCAGAACAGAUUCGUUAUUUCACCCACCAUAGUGUAAAAUAUUUCUGGAAUGAUACCCUUCACAAUUUUGAUUUCUUAAGGGGACUGGAUGAAGGUGUUUCUUGUACGUCAAUUUAUGAAAAGCAUAGUGCAGGACUGACAAAGGGGAUGCAUGCCUACAGAAAAUUGCUUUAUGGAGUAAAUGAAAUAUCUGUGAAAGUGCCUUCUGUUCUUAAGCUUCUAAUUAAGGAGGUUCUCAACCCAUUUUACAUUUUCCAACUGUUCAGUGUUAUACUGUGGUGCACUGAUGAAUACUAUUACUAUGCUCUAGCUAUUGUGAUUAUGUCUGUAGUAUCAAUUCUAAGCUCCCUAUAUUCCAUUAAAAAGCAAUAUAUUAUGUUGCAUGACAUGGUGGCAGCUCACAGUACUGUGAGAGUUUCAGUUUGCAGAGUAAAUGAAGAAAGAGAAGAGAUCUUUUCUACAGACCUUGUGCCGGGAGAUGUUAUGGUCAUUCCAUUAAAUGGGACAGUCAUGCCUUGUGAUGCAGUACUUAUUAAUGGUACUUGCAUUGUAAAUGAAAGCAUGUUAACAGGAGAAAGUGUUCCAGUGACAAAGACUAAUUUGCCAAAUCCUUCAGUGGACAUAAAAGGAAUGGGAGAUGAAUUAUAUAGUCCAGAAAUACAUAAACGACACACUUUGUUUUGUGGGACUACUGUUAUUCAGACUCGUUUCUACACUGGAGAACUUGUCAAGGCUAUAGUAGUUAGAACAGGAUUUAGUACUUCCAAAGGACAACUUGUUCGCUCCAUAUUGUAUCCCAAACCAACUGAUUUUAAACUCUACAGAGAUGCCUACUUGUUUCUUCUGUGUCUUGUGGCAGUAGCUGCCAUCGGAUUUAUCUACACUAUUAUCAAUAGCAUUUUAAAUGAGGUAGAGGUUGGAGUAAUAAUUAUCGAGUCUCUUGAUAUCAUUACAAUUACUGUGCCACCUGCACUUCCUGCUGCAAUGACUGCUGGUAUUGUAUAUGCCCAAAGAAGACUGAAAAAAAUUGGUAUUUUCUGCAUCAGUCCCCAAAGGAUAAAUAUAUGUGGACAGCUGAAUCUUGUUUGUUUUGACAAGACUGGGACUCUUACUGAAGAUGGUUUAGAUCUUUGGGGUAUUCAACGAGUGGAAAAUACAUGUUUUCUUUUGCCAGAAGAAAACGUUUGCAAUCAGAUGUUGGUAAAGUCUCAGUUUGUUGCUUGUAUGGCUACUUGCCAUUCACUCACAAAAAUUGAAGGAGUGCUUUCUGGUGAUCCACUUGAUUUGAAAAUGUUUGAAGCCAUCGGAUGGAUUCUAGAAGAAGCAACUGAAGAGGAAACAGCACUUCAUAAUCGAAUUAUGCCAACUGUGGUUCGUCCUCCAAAACAACUUCUUCCUGAAUCUACACCUGCUGGAAACCAAGAAAUGGAGCUGUUUGAACUUCCAGCUAUUUAUGAGAUAGGAAUUGUUCGCCAGUUCCCAUUUUCUUCUGCUUUGCAACGUAUGAGUGUGGUUGCAAGGGUGCUAGGCGAUAAAAAAAUGGAUGCUUACAUGAAAGGAGCACCUGAGGUCAUUGCCAGUCUUUGUAAAUCUGAAACAGUUCCUGUUGAUUUUGAAAAAGUUUUGGAAGAUUACACUAAACAGGGCUUCCGUGUAAUUGCUCUUGCACACAGAAAAUUGGAGUCAAAACUGACAUGGCAUAAAGUACAGAAUAUUAGCAGAGAUGCCAUUGAAAACAACAUGGAUUUUAUGGGAUUAAUUAUAAUGCAGAACAAAUUAAAGCAAGAAACCCCUGCAGUACUUGAAGAUUUGCAUAAAGCCAACAUUCGCACUGUCAUGGUCACAGGUGACAACAUGUUAACUGCUGUCUCUGUGGCCAGAGACUGUGGAAUGAUACUACCUCAGGAUAAAGUAAUUAUUGCUGAAGCAUUACCUCCAAAGGAUGGGAAAGUUGCUAAGAUAAAUUGGCAUUAUGCAGACACUCUAACACAGUGCAGUAAUUCGUCAGCAAUUGACUCGGAGGCUAUUCCAAUUAAAUUGGUCCAUGAUACCUUAGAGGAUCUUCCGGUGACUCGUUAUCAUUUUGCAAUGAAUGGAAAAUCAUUUUCGGUGAUACUGGAGCAUUUUCAAGACCUUGUUCCAAAGUUGAUGUUACACGGCACCGUGUUUGCUCGUAUGGCACCCGAUCAGAAGACACAAUUAGUAGAAGCAUUGCAAAAUGUAGAUUACUUUGUUGGGAUGUGUGGUGAUGGUGCAAAUGAUUGUGGUGCUCUGAAGAGGGCACAUGGAGGCAUUUCCUUAUCAGAGCUCGAGGCUUCAGUGGCAUCUCCCUUUACCUCCAAAACUCCUAGUAUUUCUUGUGUGCCAAAUCUUAUUAGGGAAGGCCGUGCUGCUUUAAUAACUUCCUUCUGUGUGUUUAAAUUCAUGGCUUUGUACAGCAUUAUACAGUACUUCAGUGUUACUCUACUGUAUUCUGUAUUAAGUAACCUAGGAGACUUCCAGUUUCUCUUCAUUGAUCUGGCAAUCAUUUUGGUAGUGGUAUUUACAAUGAGUUUAAAUCCUGCUUGGAAGGAACUUGUGGCACAAAGACCACCUUCAGGUCUCAUAUCGGGGGCCCUUCUCUUCUCCGUUUUGUCUCAGAUCAUUGUCUGCAUUGGAUUUCAAUCUUUGGGGUUUUUUUGGGUCAAGCAGCAACCUUGGUAUGAAGUAUGGCGUCCACAUUCAGAUGCUUGUAAUACAACAGGAAGCCAAUAUGGAAAUUCUUCACAUUUGUACAAUGAAACUGAAGAUGAUCCACAUAAUAUACAAAAUUAUGAAAAUACCACAGUGUUUUUUAUCUCCAGUUUUCAGUACCUCAUAGUGGCAAUUGCCUUUUCAAAAGGAAAACCCUUCAGGCAACCUUGCUACAAGAAUUAUCUUUUUGUUUUGUCUCUGAUUAUUUUGUAUGUUUUCAUAUUAUUCAUCAUGUUGCAUCCAGUUGCCUCUAUUGACCAGGUUCUUCAGAUAGUGUGUGUACCCUAUCAGUGGCGUAUAACUAUGCUCAUCAUUGUUCUUGUAAAUGCCCUUGUGUCUGUCAUGGUGGAGAACUUCUGCCUUGACAUGGUCCUUUGGAAAGUUGUGUUCAAUCGAGACAGACAAGGAGAGUAUCGCUUCACCACCACACAGCCAGCACAGGAGUCAGUGGAUCAUUGGGGGAAAUGCUGCUUGUCCUGGAUCCUGGACUGUAGAAAGAAGAUACCGAAAGCAAAAUACAUGUAUCUGGCUCAGGAGCUCCUGAUUGAUCCGGAAUGGCCACCAAAACCUCAGACAACAACAGAAGCUAAAGCUUUAGUUAAGGAAAAUGGAUCAUGUCAGAUCAUCACCAUAACAUAGCAGCACAUCAGUCUUGGUGGUAUGCUAGUAGCAGUAUUGAACAGUAUGCAAUUUAGGACUUUCUGAUCCUGUGUGUCAGAAUGGCAUUAUUUCUGUUUGUGUUCCUUCUAAUAUAGUAGCUGAUUUGAGAGCUUUUUUUUAAAACAAAACAAAUAAAAGAUUGGCCUGCCAGUUAAAUUAAUAAUCAAUCUAUGAAGUCCUCUUUCUUCAUUCAGUAGCUCUGAAUAUAAUAUUUCCAUAAUUUUCUUGAUUGUUACCUUCAGUGAUACUGUUUUAUUACAGGAUAUAGAAGAAAGUUGGUAUUUGGUAGGGUUUUAGACAUUAGCUUUUAAGACUUAGUUUAUACCUUUAAAUUUAUUUUCAUGACUCCUCUUAGAAAAACUCCUCAUUUAUAUACAGGCCCUAAAUUUAUGACUGAGAAAUAAAAUGAGUGUUAGCCUCUAGUGAAAAUAGGUAAAAAAACCCUGUUUUCAUUUGAUUCCAACAUUUCUUCCAAAGAAUUCUAUAUAUAUAUACACCAGAUUCCUUUGAUAGCCAGAGUUGGGAGUGAGUUGCAUGGUGUUGCUUAUAGAACAACUCAGGUAAUUUCCACUUAUGGUUUUUUAUCUUCUGUACAAACCGCCUGGGUUUUAUUUUUCUAAUCAGCAAGGUGCUUCACUGCCUUCUUGAGACGUCCCUCAAAACUAUUAAUGUACCUUGUGCUGUCUGGUGUCAGUAGUAUAUUUGCUUCAGUUAUAUGUUGUAAAACCUUUUUCACUAGGAAGAAAGAUUAUUUCUUUUGGUAAUAGAUGUGGAUCUAUCUUUCUAAUGCCUCUUCAUACCUGUUUUUUUUUUUCUCUCUCUCAGGUUUUAUUAUUAUUUUAAAUCUUUUUAUUUUCUACUUUUUAAUUACCUACAGACAUUGGAUGAUAGUGAGUUAGUUUUUUUAAAAAAAAUUUGUUAGACUUUUGCCUACUAAAAAUUUUAAGAUUUGAUGUUUGUCUAUCCUAUCGAUAAUGAGGGUUUAAAAAUAGUUUAGAACCACUGCUCUUGCUUUUGCAGUAUGAACUUGGUGAGAGUUUGUUUUAUGCCAUUAGGUGGCGCCAGAGGUCAGAGUACCUAUUUUGGAUUGGAUGUUUAUAAAUGAGUAAUAUUUUUUGGUUGUGGAACUUUCUGGGAGAAAAGAAAAAUAGAAAUAAAGUUAAAGAAUAGACAUUCAUUGAACUAAAAGACAUGUGGAUAAUAUUUUUCACCUUUGUUUAACCUAGUUAAUAUUUAAAUUCUAAACAAAAUAAAAGUAACUUUAAAAAUGCCUUUAUAAGUAAGAUCCAGCAGUUUGACAAAGCCCACAAUUAUGAUAAACAAGGAAACUGAUAUUGCUGUAAAAUGGACACUAAACUACUAAAAGUAUGUGACAUUAUCCUGUGUUCUUCCUUAACCAGUAGCACGCAUGUACUUUUCACUUCUAGCUGGUCAUUAUUUUCCUACUCUAUACUUACCAAUUUACUAAAUGUUACCCAGAACUAUAGAAUCAAAUGGUUCUCAUUUUUUUGUGGUUCAGAGACAUGAAUGAUAAUUUGGUAACUAUAGGAAAAUGUAAAUUACACUCAGGAUCACAGUUAUUGCUAUUGCCACUGAAGUUUCUUACAAAAAUAUAAUGGAAGUUUUCCAUCAAAAAUAUAAUAUGAUAUUAAUAUACAUUAGAUGAUAAGAACAAUUGUUCCAUGAAUGAUUCUAUGAAGCUAUGCAUCUUAGACCUCUUGAGCUGUGAAUUAGCACUGUUUCUAUAGUUACUUAUUUUCUUGAUUGUUUUAUAAUUUCCAUGUUUAUUUUCAACAUGUACAAGUGUUACUCUUCAGUGAUAUCCCAGAAUUGUAAAUCUUAUUCUUUGAUUUAAAUACUGAAGUAUAUAAUUAAGGUAAUUGCUAAGUAGCAGCUUAAAAACCCAAUUAUCAGUUUGUAUUUAACAUCUUUAAAAGCAUGAUUAUAAAGAACUAUAUUUUUUACACCUUUUUUUUUUUUAACAUUUAGAUUUUAUAAGGGUUUUAUAUCUCAUCUGUCCAUAUUGUUUUCAAAGGAAUAAGGUUUUUAAGUAAGUGGAAAAGCAUUUGUAGGAAAUUAGGUUUGAACAUAGACUAAAGUAGGUUGUUCAAGUUGUAAUUGAUGGCUUCCAGAAUAUUAUUUGAAGAAUGUCUCUGAAUAUAGGUGUGGGUCCUACUCAGUGCCAUAGAUAGAGUCCUCUCGUUAGGUCACCAUUACAUAGUAAUUUUGAGUCUGAAUUUCACAUUAAAUUAUUUGAGUGUAUACAGACCUAAAUUUUAAAAUCUGUACAUAUAUUAUUUUGGUGUAUUAAGAUUAAUAAAUAUUGCUGAUUUAAAUUUUAUUUAUGCACAUACUUAAGGACAGAAAUGUCUGGGAGAGUAAUUGUUAAAUAAUGAUAUGUAACUUUUUAACUUUUUAAAUAAAUAACAAGAUUUGUAAUGUGUGUCUCCCUCAGGGUUGUUUAAAGUUUGUUUUUUUCCCCCUCCCUCAAAUAUAAAUAGUGGUAACUUUGUUUUGUAUCUUUUAGCACCAACUGCUGUAAAGCAAUGCUGCAAAUAAUGCUUGAAUAAAAGUUGCUAAGCCAACAACAAAAUAAAUACUUUUUAUAUUAGUUUUAUAAUCCUUGCAUUCAAAAGCUUUUCAAAUUGCACUUACAUUUAAACAAAACUGUUGCAGUUUUUACUGUAUUUAUUUUGUUUUUUCUGUUUAUGAAAAUACUGCACAGUUUCAAAGGCAUGGUAAAAUAUCAGUGUUUAUAUAUUCUGUUUCCAAAACAGCUAUACAUACACUAUUCAGAAAAGAGCAAAAUUCAAGCUUUAGAAAACAUUCUACCAUUUCUUGCAUGUAAUUUUGACAUAUCUGAAAAUAGGCUUUUGUAUAUUUAUGGUGGGAGGUGGUUGGGAACUUUUAACAAAAUGUGGGAUGUUAAUUUUUGUACAUUCUGUGGGUAUUUACACAUAUUUUUUAUGUAUUAAAAUUUGGUAAUUAUGUGCACAUUAAAUUAAUAAAAUAAAAACUUCCUGUUAUGAUUUGUUAAUUCCCUAAGACUUUAGAAUUUUUUUAAUAAACUUUAUAUCAGAAAUAAUACUGCAUCUUUAUAUUUUUUAAAUUGUAUUGCUGCUCAAGAAUGGUACCCUAAUGUCAAAAGGCAUACAUUCGUAAUUGUACAUUCAGCACUGUAAAUAACCUUAUGAAAUCUUUUUUGAUUGAAGCUAUUCAAAAUAAAAAUGUAAAUGAAUG
Molecule: messenger RNA, 7256 nt
Organism: Molossus molossus (Pallas's mastiff bat)
Lineage: Eukaryota; Metazoa; Chordata; Mammalia; Chiroptera; Molossidae
Gene: ATP13A3
Product: ATPase 13A3
Exons: 33
Coding region: 9-3995 (1328 amino acids)
Biological process (GO): polyamine transmembrane transport; intracellular calcium ion homeostasis
Cellular component (GO): late endosome membrane
Molecular function (GO): ATPase-coupled monoatomic cation transmembrane transporter activity; ATP hydrolysis activity; P-type ion transporter activity
Source: RefSeq, a predicted model, not a curated record